Molecule: messenger RNA, 276 nt
Organism: Lactuca saligna
Lineage: Eukaryota; Viridiplantae; Streptophyta; Magnoliopsida; Asterales; Asteraceae
Source: the annotation of a GenBank genome assembly
AUGGCGACCUUAGGACAACAUGUUCCAACAAAGUCUUACUGCUUUGUUUACAGGUAUCAGAGCACAACCUUACCUGGUUUAUUCCCAAAUACCAACCCUGGCCUUGGUCACAAGAAUGCUACUUUUCCAGAGGGAGGAAGACCCCAAAAGUUAAAUCUGAGGAGAAAGAAAAAAAGAGUUGGUGUAAACCAAGAUGCAAGACAUGUCAAAGGAAAUGAAGAAAUAGAAAAGGAGUUUGGUGAUGUGCAACUUACUCAACCUAAAGGAGAAGAUUAG